GAAAAUCAGAACUAGAGCGGGAACAUUUGUGAAUGAAAGGAGAAUUAUGAAAACAAAAUAUACAAUCCUAAACAUUUCGCUGGUAAAGUGUUGUUCUACAUUAGGAAAUGGAUGCUUUUGAUUAGAGAUAGGGAUCUCUGAGCCUCAUAUAGAAACAAUCGACGGAACCGCUUGGUCUUAUUUUGAAACAGAAGCGGAAGUCGUCACCCGCGGAGUUACGGAGGUGUUACCGGCCGAGGGGAGAAGGUAGGAUCAAGAGGAGCGGAGAGGGCAAGUCAUGCGCGGGAGAGGAGGUACAACAAGAGCACCGAAGAGAGAGAACCAUUAGAAGAAAAAGAAAAGAGCGUUCUUUAAACACAACUGUCAGUCCAGCAGGCCCCGCCCUCUAAGGUGAGACGACAGGAUGGAUGGAAGCGGAGCUGCAGGAAAUCCCAGUGCUGCCUCGUCUAGCUCACUUCCUGGCCCUGCUGAUGAGGGGGUUCUGCCUCCAACCUCCAGCGCGGAGGAGGGAGACGCUCAGUGCAGAGAGUCCGUCGUUCUGUCUCCAGCAGAGAAACCAGACCUUCCAGACCAUCAACACAGCAUCACAGCAGAACCAAAACCACCUUUUGAAGAUCAGCCGAGUCCUCAACACACCUGUCUGGGUCAACCUGAGCAAGCAAAGCCAGAUCUUCCUCCUGCACAGCAAGAACUGCCAGACUGUCUCCUGAUAGAAGAUCCGUCUUCAUUAGAACAGAUUUCAGACUAUUCACUUUGUACAGACCAGAAGAAUCCGGAGGGUCUUCCUGGACCAGAGCACGACAAGGAACUGAAUCAAGCUGUGGAACCCCUAAACCAGAAGCAUCUGGGUCUCACAGACCAAAUUUCUGUGAAGGAGCAGCUUCCCGGUUCCUUUGUGGAGGUACGUGACGAGGAGAGGAAACCCAUCCUGGAGAGCACCCCAGACUGUAACCCCACCACCACCCUGGCUCCUCCAGCCCCGCCUCUCACCAUCGAGGCGUUCUGUGACCAGGUGGGACCUCGUCCACCUGCCGCUCCUUCAGGUGAGCCCAAACUAUGUGGCUACCUGCAGAAGCAGGGGGGCCCGCUGAAGUCCUGGAAGCAGCGCUGGUUCACCUACGAAGAGAAGAAGAACCAGCUGUUCUACUACCGCACGGCACAGGACGUGAUGCCGCUCGGCCAGGUGGAGCUCAGCGGGGCCACCUUCACGUACCCACUGAAGGCAGAAACCGGCACCUUUCACAUCCAGACACCUGAACGCACCUUCAUUCUGAAGGCCGUGACCCAGGAGCUCAUGUAUUACUGGCUGCAGCAGCUGCAGGCAAAGCGCUGGCAGCACAGGCAGACCGCCACCUGCGCAGACACAACAAACAACAACAACACAACUGCAGAGGACUUCCUGCCCACAUUGAAGGGGCCUCUGGGUCUGGUCGGGGAGGAGGCGGCCAACACUCAGACACAGCGGACGCCCCUCACCAACAUGUCACUCAAACACCCUCUGAUUGAGAUCCAAAACUCGGUCCACUCUUUAAGAAAGAGAUCGUCUCAGGAGGGGGGGAGUCAGAGCAUUUUCCAUGUCAGCGCUUCAGCGUGGACUCAGCCCAGUUCUGCAGACAGCAGCAACACUGCAGACGCUCCUGAUGAGCCUUCUAUUCAUCCUCCUCGUCCUCCUCCUCCUCCACCUCCCGUUCCUGUACCAGCUGAUUCAGCAGGUCAGGAGUCUCCUGCUCCUGGAAGAGCAUCCCCAUCACUGUUGGACAGAAGAGCCAGGAGGACAAAGACUUGCAGCUCGUCCACCAUGCCAAUUCGGCGCAGAGACACUGUGUCCCCAUCCUCAGAGCGGUCGUCCCGCCUGCAGCAGGAGAAGCAGAUGCUGAUGGAGGAGGUCAAAGCUCAGAAGGAGCUGGUCUGGAUCCUCCACAAAGCCCUGGAGGCAUCUCAACUAGAGAAACGAGCAUGUGUGGAGUUUUUGGCGGUGGACGACGAGCAGGAGCGCCUGGAGCUGCUGCGACACCGUGAGCGGCACGCGGCCGACCUGCAGAGACGGCUGGAGGAGGCCAACAUGGAGGCCGAGGUUCUGAGGAAGAGCCUGGCUGAGAGAGACGUGCAGCUGGCUGAGCUGCAGUACAGAAUCAAGAUCCUUACAGAGAAGAACCAGGCCAAGCAUCAGGUGAUUGUGAAGCUGUCUGAUCAGGUGACCUCCUGCCUGUCUGACUGCCGACACAAAGACCCUUCAUCUUCUGAACCUCCAACUUUGAGGGAGCUUCUGCAGAAGAUAGAGAAUCUGAAGGAUGACAUUGAGGCUUACAAGACUCAGAACAAAUUUCUGAACUCAGAAAUCCACCAGUUGACCAAACUGUGGAGGAAGAGCUCCGAGCAGGAGAAGAGCCUGAUGGUGAAGUGUGCCUACUUGGAGGCCACGAACUGUCAGGUUGAAAGUCGUUACUUGGGUGUUCUGCGGAAACUGCAGGAGACCAAAUCUUUGGACCCAGACCAGCGGGAGGCCGUGCAGAAAAUGAUUGAGGACGCUCUCACAGGAGAACUGCACAGUGUCAUCAAGCUCAGCGUGGACAGAGAUCAUGAUGCUUAUGGCUUUAAGAUCAUCCCAGACUAUGAAGUGGAAGACAUGAAGCUGCUGGCAAAGAUCCAGGCUCUGGAAAUCCGUUCACACAACCUACUGAACCAGGAGGGGGCGGAGCACCCCCUGCUGAGCCGCUGGGCGCACUUCCUGGCUGGCAGGUCACAAGACGACCUGUGCCCCUCGCCUGAACUCAAAACUCUGCUGCGCGGCGGCGUCCCCCGGGAGUAUCGACCGAGGGUGUGGCGCUGGAUGGUCCGAGCCAGAACCAGAACGAUCUGGGAGCACCACCCACAGCUCUACGAGCAGCUGUGUGAGAAGAGUAGAACAUUCCCUCAUCCCGCCACCCGGCAGAUCCAACUAGACCUUCACCGCACCUUAACGACUAAUCAGCACUUUUCGUCACCAUCAAGCCCCGCCCUCCAGGAGCUCCGCCGCAUUCUGCUGUCAUUCUCUUGGCACAACCCAAUGGUGGGGUACUGCCAGGGCCUCAACAGGUUGGCGGCCAUUGCUCUGCUCGUCCUGCAGGACGAAGAGGACGCCUUCUGGUGUCUGGUAGCUGUGGUUGAAACCAUCAUGCCUCAAGAUUACUACACCAAAAACCUGAUGGCCUCUCAGGCAGAUCAGAGGGUCCUGAAGGACUUCCUGGCGGAGAAGCUUCCACGGCUGGCGGCGCACUUUGACAAACACAACAUAGACGUCACCCUCAUAACCUUCAACUGGUUCUUGGUGGCUUUUGUGGAAAGUCUGCCGAGUGACAUCCUGCUGCCGCUGUGGGACGCUUUUCUCUAUGAGGGCACGAAGGUGAUCUUCAGGUACGCUCUGGCUCUUUUCAAAUACAAAGAGGACGACAUCCUGAAGAUAAACGAUGGAGUGGAGAUCUACCAGUACCUGCGCUUCUUCACUAAGACCAUCUCAGACAGCAGGAGACUGACCAGCAUUGCCUUUGGAGACAUGAACCCGUUCCCACGCCGCCUGCUGAGGAACCGGCGCACGCAGCAUGUGGAGCGGCUGCAGAAGGAGCUGCAUGAGCUGGAGGAGCUGCAGAAGGAGUUUGUGACAGAGAGAGCCGAGCACAAAGACAAGGAGCUGGACAUGGGGGCCAGUGAGGAUGACGAAGAGCUCUGACUCCAAAGGGGUUACCUGGGGGGUCGAGGGGGACCCAGUUCUUUGGUUUGAUCACACCAGCAACAAAGCAGCCAAUCAGAGGUUAUGAGUUUAUUCACUACAAGACUGCAUGUAAAAGAUUGAAUUCCUUUUGCAGAACUUCCUCAAAAUCACCAUCCUGCUUAUUUUUUAAACUCUACCUGCUGUAAUUACUCCUGAUUGACUGAAGUGGAUCCAGAUUCUGAUUGGCUGAACUUACCUGAUCCAGGCAGUCAGGAGCUAGUAGAGCUGGACGAUGGAGAUGACAGCUGAGCAGAGUAACCUGCUCCUGAUGUGUCAUUUCUGUCAUGUAGGCUCAGUAUGAUGAUGAUUCUAAACGUAAUUCUGUCACUGAAACACAUUACCACCCAAACAUUUCUGUCCGGUCCAUUUAAAAAUCAUCUAGCUUCACCCUGUGUCUACAUUUUGUCAUUUCUUUUCCAGAAAGACAAAAGCUCUUAAUAUUUGCAUCGUAAUCCAUCAGUUUCUCAUUUUCUGUUUGAAGAAUUUAGGAAGAUGUGACACUUAUUUCAUUGUGAAAGAGCUCUGAUGUGUUUAGACGCACAAUGUUUUGUAUAUUUUGUCAAAUACUUGCCUCAGAUUGUGUACAUAAAUAUUUUGCAUACAA
This is a messenger RNA of Oryzias melastigma (Indian medaka), 4352 nucleotides long. RefSeq names its product TBC1 domain family, member 2 (gene tbc1d2). NCBI's taxonomy places the organism in Eukaryota, Metazoa, Chordata, Actinopteri, Beloniformes, Adrianichthyidae. The coding region runs from base 404 to 3706 and encodes 1100 amino acids. The record is from RefSeq and is a predicted model, not a curated record. The transcript has 17 exons.